AAUCAGAUUGAGUUUGGGAGCCACAGCUGACAACGAAAACAAAGAAAGGUAUGUCUUGCCUUUAAAGCGGCUCGCUCCAGGACAUCAGGACGAAAGAUGGAAGACGUUCUUGUCAUUUAACACUGCAUGGGCACACGGGUGCACGAGUUUUACAUCGUUUAUAUGCUCUGCGGGAUAUAUAUACUGCAUGAUCCAGGUAAAGGGUGGAGCAAGUAAUGAGGACAUUAAAAGCACAGUUCAUGCCAGAUUCUCUCACCUUUCAGUGUUCGUCUUGACUGCUGGUGCAUUUAUAGGAUCAUGUUGAGCCUUAUCAAACUACCUCAAGUCUUAACCAUCAACCAAGUUCCAAAAGUGUUCCAUGAGGAUGGGAUCAUAUCUGGGUAUCGGUAUCCAUACAGCUCCGCUAAAGAAUGUGUUCUUAGCAUUUUCCAGCUAACUAAUGAAACGCUCAACAUUUGGACCCACUUUCUUCCUACAUGGUUCUUCUUGUGGAAGCUCCUUAUUGUGCUACUAGAGGAAGACUGGCAGGACUCCUACUGUUGGCCUCUUCUGGUCUUCCUGUUGUCCUGCUGCUUGUACCCACUGGCUUCCAGCUGUGCACACACCUUCAGUACCAUGUCUGAACGUGCCCGACACAUCUGCUUCUUCUUUGACUAUGGAGCACUAAGCUUCUACAGCUUAGGUUCUGCCAUCACAUACUCCUCCUAUAUAUUUCCUGAGAAAUGGGUGAACAGCGUUUUCCAUAAAUAUUACAUUCCCACUGCCAUGCUCAACUCUAUCCUCUCCACUGGACUGGCCUGUUACUCAAGGCUUGGAUUGCCUUUCAUUCAGUACAAAGGCCAUAUAAAUAAGAGGUCUGUUGAGAAAACAAAUGUGAAACUGGGGAAAAUUCUGCGGAUUGUGUCCUUUGCAUUUCCGUAUCUUUUUGACAAUAUCCCUUUGUUCUAUAGGAUUUUUGUGUGUGUUGGAGAGGAUUGCACAAUCAAUGAAGCCACUACUGUUCACUACCAGCACACUGCACUCGCACUACUUACAGGAUUCCUCUUUGCCUCACACCUACCUGAACGCCUGGCACCUGGAAGUUUUGACUAUAUAGGACACAGUCACCAGCUAUUUCAUGUUUUCGCAAUCACUGGCACGUACUUCCAGCUCGCUGCAGUUGAGCUCGACAUGACCUUACGGAAGCAAUGGCUUUUGACUCAUUCACAAACCAUUACCUUCACCAACACAGUGGGUGCAGCAUUGCUUUGUGCAACCUUCAGUCUGUGUAUAAUCUAUGUCUUCAGUAAGGCACUUUUCUGCACAAGGAUUUGGAAGGACGGUGAUUUGAAAAGGUCACAUUUUGCUACAGUUUCUGACUCGCAGCAUGUAAAAGUCAAGAAAAAUUAAGGUGAAGGAUUGUUUUAAUGGACUGAAGCAUGUUCUACACAAAACUGUGGUAUCUGUGUUAAUUAAUUUGAGAUCUCCUGUUAGAGCUCUGUUAAUUAUGUUUUGUUAUAAAAUAGCCUCAUAAGUUGAAAACUCAAAUGAGGAUUCGUGUGCCUUUCACUGGGAUGUGUUUACAGUUAUAACAUUCAGUAUGUGAUUUCUUUUGCUUCAGUUUCAAGAAGCGGAUGCCCCACAUGUACAAUGUAAAUUUUAAAUUUAUUUCUGAGAUUUGUGUUUGUUACUUUGUAUAAUGAUAUGUAUUUAUUAAUAAACCAUUUUAUGUAUCAAUAACUAAUUUUGAUGUGGAUAUUAGGAUAU
This is a messenger RNA of Ictalurus punctatus (channel catfish), 1746 nucleotides long. It is a transcript of the gene paqr5a, whose product is annotated as progestin and adipoQ receptor family member Va. The transcript is spliced from 9 exons. Bases 298 to 1389 code for a protein of 363 amino acids. NCBI's taxonomy places the organism in Eukaryota, Metazoa, Chordata, Actinopteri, Siluriformes, Ictaluridae. Gene Ontology annotation, cellular component: membrane. The record is from RefSeq and is a predicted model, not a curated record. Gene Ontology annotation, molecular function: signaling receptor activity.